Messenger RNA from Zingiber officinale, 1197 nucleotides. RefSeq lists its product as uncharacterized. Lineage: Eukaryota; Viridiplantae; Streptophyta; Magnoliopsida; Zingiberales; Zingiberaceae. The record is from RefSeq and is a predicted model, not a curated record. The coding region runs from base 29 to 1009 and encodes 326 amino acids. The transcript has 9 exons.
GGCAGCCGUCGCAAUCUUCGGGCGACCAAUGGCAAGUCUCCGCACUCACCCCUCAUCUCCGGCUACCCUUCUCUUUCGCCGGCCCAGCUUCCGCCCCAAGUCGCGCUCCCGAAUCUCGCUCUCUCUACCCGGCGAUUGCUCCUCCCCUUCUUCCGCAUCUCCAGGACUAGUAGAUGCUGCUGGACUAAAAAGAGCAUCUCCUGGUGCACUUGGGCAGAGUGAUUUAUUAAUUGUGGGCCCUGGUGUUCUUGGCCGCAUUGUAGCUGAAAAGUGGCAAAAGGAGCACCUAGGUUGUCAGAUUUUGGGACAGACUAUGACAUUUGAUCAUCAUGAUGAAUUGAUCAAACUUGGCAUCAUUCCUUCUUUAAGAGGAUCUGAACAUAACUACAAAUUUCCUUAUGUUAUAUUCUGCGCUCCUCCAUCUCGAACAUCAGAUUACCCCGGUGAUGUCAGAUUAGCAGCAUCGAACUGGAGUGGUGAAGGUUGCUUCCUGUUGACAUCAAGUUCUGCUUUAUAUGAUUGCAACGAUAAUGGCUUUUGCAAUGAGGACUCUCCUCUUGUAGCUAUUGGUAGAAGCCCUCGGACUGAUAUCCUUCUAAGAGCAGAAAAAGAAACUCUGGAUGUUGGGGGUUGCGUUGUGAGGCUAGCAGGCCUGUACAAAGAAGAUAGAGGUGCCCACACUUACUGGUUGGAGAAAGGAAUAGUUGAUGCUCGUCCUGAUCACAUGGUGAACCUUAUUCAUUACGAGGAUGCAGCCUCCCUUGCAGUUACUAUCAUGAAAAAGAAGCUUCGAGGCCAAAUUUUUCUAGGCUGCGACAAUCAUCCCGUAUCGAGGCAAGAAAUUAUGGAUUAUGUUAACCGAAGUGGAAAAUUUAGCAAAAAGUUCGCGAAGUUUAUAGCAAGUGAAGGUCCACUGGGGAAGAGGAUGAACAACUCAAAAACACGCGCUGCACUGGGAUGGGAGCCAAAGUUCUCAAGCUUCCCAGUAUUUCUUGGGCUGAGCGUGUGAUAAUUCAACCUAGAACAAAAUAAUGUGUGUUUAAUUACCUAUCAUGAUAGGUCAGGUAACACCAAACCUGAGACGAUCGGUCAUGUUCAUUGAUCGGGGGAAAAUUUAAGUCAAAUGAAUUGGUUUGUAUUGAAUUACAAGACUGCUUUGACAGUUAUUAUAGAACUCUGGAGUGUGCGAUUAACCAA